AAUUGACCCGUUAUCUUAUUUGCAGUUUACUUUAAACAAAUGAUUGUGUAUGUUUACACUUAUAUUGUACACAUUUAUGUUUUAACAACCGUUGUGUUUGUUUUAAAAGCCAACACGUCGUGUGCGCUAACUAGCAUUGUAGCUAACGUUAGCAUGUGGAGCUAAUCUGCUCGAGUGGUUAAUCAUCUUCUUUUCAACGACUGACGUCUGAACUUUGGCCAAAAAGAUGGAGCUGAAUCUCAACCGGGUGGAUUACAUCCAGGUUGGCGUGACAUCCCAGAAAACUAUGAGGCUGCUGCCAGCACAUGGGAAAAAGGCAACUCAGAAGGUGGCUGUAGCUGACCAUGAUGGCAUCCUGACAUGUUUUGGGAUGAAGAAGGGAGAGGCUGUGCCUGUGUUCAAAACUCUUCCGGGACAGAAAAUCUCCCGACUGGACCUGGGUGGAGCUGUGGACAGUCCCCAGGAGAAGAUCUAUGUCUGCUGUGGUUCUCAAGUGCGAGGCUUGACCAAGAAAGGCAAACAGUUCUUCACGUGUGACGUCAACCUGACGGAGAGCAUCAACGCCAUGUACGUGUCAGGUGAGGACCUGUUUGUGUGUGCAAGUUACAUCUACAACCACUCCAGCCACUGCAAGGACCAGGACUACUUCCUGUCGGGAGACAAGAUCAACGACAUCACCUGUUUGCUCUCGCAGACCCUCACCCACCCUGUCCCUGUUCUGGCAUGUCAAGACCGGGUCCUCAGGGUCCUACAGGGGUCUGAGCUGGCCUACCAAGUGGAAGUCCCUGGACAACCUUCUGUGCUGGAACACUACCACAAAGAUGGAGGAGAGGACAUCCUGUACGGGACUACAGAUGGGAAGAUAGGACUUGUUGACAUCGGAGAGACUUCAGCUGCCACCAAAUGGGAGAUUUACAGGGAGAAAAAGAAAGGAGGAAUCCUCUGCAUGGACACCUACGACAUGGUGGGCGAUGGCGUGAGUGACAUCCUGGUGGGCUGUGAUGACGGGACAGUAGCCAUUUAUGGAUUUGAUGGGACUAACGAGCCCACCUUACGCUUUGAGCACACCUUGUCUGAGAGCAUCAACUCCAUCCAGGGCGGCUGUGUGGGCAAGGAGUCCUAUGAUGAGGUGUUGACUGCCACCUACUCAGGCUGGGUGACUGCUUUGACCACGGAGCCCCAGAAGGCAGAAGGGGGUGCAGGAGACGAGGUGAGGAUGACCAAAGAGACUCAGUCCAAAGUGGAAGCACUCAGGGCGGAAGUGGAGCAGCUGCAGGUCAAAGUUCAGCAGGGCCGACAAGACUAUCAGCACAGCACGCUGUCCAAGACGGUGCCCGCCUUCAGCAUCAACGACAAGUUCCUCCUCUGCCAGGAUGACGCCAGCUACAGCCUCACACUGGAAGUGCAGACGGCCAUCGACAAUCUGCUGCUCCAGAGCGACAUCCCCAUGGACGUGCUGGACGUGGACAACAACUCAGCGUUGGUCAGCUUCAGCGAGUGUGAUUGGGAGGCCAACGGCAACUUCCUGCUGGCCACCUACAGAUGUCAGGCUAACACCAGCAGACUGGAGCUGAAGGUGAGGUCCAUCGAGGGACAGUACGGCACCUUGCGGGCUUACAUCACCCACAGACUGCAGCCCAAGACCUGUCAGCUUCGCCAGUACCACAUCAAACCUCUCUCUCUUCACCAGCGUGCACACAGCAUCCAGCAGGACAGGCCCAUGAACAGGCUCAGUCUGGUGGGACAGUUCAGUUUGGCAGAGAUCCACUCUUGGGUGGUCUUCUGCUUGCCGGAGGUGCCUGAGAAGACCCCAGCGGGAGAAAGUGUCACCUUCUACUUCCACAACACUUUCCUGGGCACACAGCUGCAGACCACCUACUGCAAAGGGGAGGCUCACUUCAAGUCGGACAACAUCUCCACCAUCUCCAUCCUCAGCGACGUUCUCUCCAAAGAAGCCACCAAACGCAAAAUCAACCUCAACGUUUCUUACGACAUCAAUGAUGACUCUGUCACUCACACCCUGAAGAUGAUCCACCCUAAACUGGAGUACCAGUUGGUGCUGGCCAGGAAGGUUCAGCUCAUUGAUGCACUGAAAGAACUGCAGGUCCAUGAGGGCAACACAGACUUCCUCACUUCAGAGUAUCGGAACAUUCUGGAUGAGUCGUCCAGUCUCCUGGAGGAGUACAAGAAGCAGCCAGCGCCCCUGGAAAGACUUUAUGGCAUGAUCACCGACCUCUUCAUCGAUAAGUUCAAGUUCAAAGGUCAGAAUGUGAAAAGCAAAGUGUCGUCACUGCUGGAGAUCCUGGAUAGUUACGAUCUUAAAUCCCUCUUGGACUUUUUCAGCGAAGCAUAGCUUCUCCAUUGAUAAUUAUUUGUUGACUUCCUUCAAAUAUCUGUAAUAGUUCUAUAUUUGUGUUAGUAAUAAAGUGCUUCAUGAUUUCAA
Messenger RNA from Entelurus aequoreus (snake pipefish), 2443 nucleotides. It is a transcript of the gene bbs7, whose product is annotated as Bardet-Biedl syndrome 7. Gene Ontology annotation, cellular component: axoneme; BBSome; ciliary basal body. The transcript has 20 exons. The coding region runs from base 227 to 2353 and encodes 708 amino acids. Gene Ontology annotation, molecular function: protein binding. The record is from RefSeq and is a predicted model, not a curated record. NCBI's taxonomy places the organism in Eukaryota, Metazoa, Chordata, Actinopteri, Syngnathiformes, Syngnathidae. Gene Ontology annotation, biological process: non-motile cilium assembly; intracellular transport; intracellular protein localization.